Molecule: messenger RNA, 3210 nt
Organism: Clupea harengus (Atlantic herring)
Lineage: Eukaryota; Metazoa; Chordata; Actinopteri; Clupeiformes; Clupeidae
Gene: tmc7
Product: transmembrane channel like 7
Cellular component (GO): plasma membrane
Molecular function (GO): mechanosensitive monoatomic ion channel activity
Source: RefSeq, a predicted model, not a curated record
UGAUGUCAAAUCAGUAGCGGCAGUCCCAUACGCUGAUCCAGGAAGUGCGAAACUUUAGGGUAGCUGAUGGUAGGGAGGGGGAGACUGUUUCGGAGUAAACUCAAACAAGGUCGAAGUUCUAACUAAAUAACUUAGUGGAGCUAAAACAACGUUUAACAGUUAUCAAGUUGUCCUCUUUCCGCGGAAAUGCUGUAAUGGACUCCGUUGACGCAGUGUUCCUGCCCGAUCGGCGAGGUCCAGCUUGCAACCCUUUGCUGGACCAGCUGCCCAGCUACCAGUCCCUGCUCUACCGCCGGAAGCCUUCCCAUGAGGGCAGCACCAAGCGGAGGAGUAGCAGCCAGCGAGGGGGGCGAUUCGGGUCCCUGAGCAACAAAUGGACGAGCGCGAGAGCGGAGAACAAGCAGAAGAGCGCCACCCUCCAGAGGCCUGUGAGAGAGCAGCCCAAGACCAUGGAGGAGAAGCGCAGAGACCGGGAACAGCGGAGGGAGCAGGACCGGCGUCUGGGCGGCUGGAGCCAGUGGCAGCGGAGCAUGCGGCGCUCCCUGAGGCGGAUGAGGGACGACGGGCUGGACUUGCUCCGGGGUCUGGAGCUGUGGAGGGGCGACAUCCACGUGAUCGAGGGGAUGUUCGGUACGGGCAUCCUGUCCUACUUCUCCUUCCUGCGCUUCCUGGUGCUGCUCAACUUCAUCAUGUUCCUCCUCAUGUUCGGGUUCGUCAUGCUGCCCAUCAUCAUGGCGCCCAGUGCCUCAGGAAACGUCACCUCAUACAUCAGUAACAGCAGUCAGUGCAGUGAUUAUCCCAGCAGCUCCCGCCAGGGCCUGGUGGUUUUCCACCAGUACAUCGCAGACCUGCUCUCAGGAACGGGCUUCCUGGAACAGACCUACCUGUUCUACGGCUACUACCGAGUGGGCGGUGUCCAUUUCCCGAGGUUCUCGUACAACCUCCCCCUGGCGUACCUGCUGGUCACCGCAGCCUACCUCCUCCUCAGCCUCGUCUGGAUCGUGAAAAGAUCAGCUGCAGGCUUCAAGCAGAAUCUCAUCCAGGAUGAGGAUCGCUUCCAGAGCUUCUGCAACAAGAUCUUUUCUGGCUGGGAUUUCUGCAUCACCAAUGAGAACGCCUCCAGACUGAAGAGGAGCAGUUUGCUGUACGAGCUCAAGACGGACCUGGAGGAGGAGCGCAUCAAGCAGAAGAUCGCCGACCGCACCCGCAAGGACAAGUGCCGCAUCUUCGCGCUGCGCGUGGUCCUGAACGUGUUUGUGAUUGCCGUGCUGGCGGGCUGCUUCUACUGCAUCUACCGGGCUACCAUCUUUUCCCAGGAGGCCCAGAUGAAAUCACCGACUAACUUCAUCAUGGAUCUGAUCUUCGAGUACCUGCCCUCCAUCGUCAUCACCAUGGCCAACUUCCUGACGCCACAGGUGUUCAGCCUCAUCGUCCAGUUUGAGGACUACUCCCCAGCCUUCGAGAUCCGCUUCACACUCAUGAGGUGUGUGUUCAUGCGACUGGCCAGUAUCGGGGUUCUGCUCUUCUCCCUCUGGUCUCAGAUCACUUCCUGCGAGGGAAGCUGUCCCUGCGGCUACAACCACAAGCUCUACCCUUGUUGGGAAACACGUGUUGGACAGGAAAUGUACAAGCUCAUGAUCUUUGAUUUUAUCAUCAUUGGGGCGGUCACUGUCUUUGUGGAAUUUCCUAGAAAGAUCAUCUAUAACUACUGUCCCUGCGGCCUGGCCAAGUGGUGGGGGCAGCAAGAGUUCGCCAUCCCUCAGAACGUGCUGGAGAUCGUCUACGGCCAGACCAUCUGCUGGAUCGGCACCUUCUACUGCCCCCUGCUGCCCGCCAUCAGCACCAUCAAGUUCUUCAUCGUCUUCUACAUCAAAAAGGUGAGCCUGGUCAACAACUGUCGCCCCGCCACACGGCCAUUCCGAGCCUCGAGCUCCAACUUCUUCUUCCUGGUGGUGCUGCUGAUUGGCUUGGCCCUGGCCUGUGUUCCAGUGCUGGUCAGCAUUGCGCAGAUUCCCAGUUCCCAAGCGUGCGGCCCCUUUAUCUACUACAAGACGUCCUGGAACGUGGUACCGGAGGCGGUGAAGGCACUUCCUGUGGGCCUGAGGACCUUCCUCUACGCGCUCGCCUCCGAGCCCUUCGCUGUGUCUCUCUUCGUCAUCACAUGCCUGGCCAUGUUCUAUGUCAUUGCACUAGCCGGAGCGCACAAGCAGGUCAUCAAUCAGCUCAGGGAGCAACUAGCCAUGGAGGGACGGGACAAGCGCUUCCUGAUCCAGAAGCUUAGCUACGCACAGAAGAGGGCAUCGGCUGGACAUUCUUCAUCCUCAGCCAGGAGCAAUCGCUUCCAGAGCACGCAGAGUCGAGAAAACUCCGGAGUGUUUCUGGUCCAACCAGCACCCGACUCGGCGACUCAGGUCUAAGCGAAGGUCCGUGUCAGACGGUCAACAAGAGCCCGAUGAAUAAAACCUUCUCUUAACAAACUAAAAAGGAAAACAACAAAAAAAAGGCGAAAAAAGAACAACUCUUAUAAAACUUUUUCCAGGGUAUUAUUUCUUAUUUUACAUUGUUUUUGUAUUGUUUGUUGAGGGGUUUAGACGUUAAGGUUUGGUGAGCAUUAACCCUUUCUAGUUACCGCUGUGACUCUAAACUGUGCAUCAUCUCUGAGUUGAUCACGCUCUGAUACUUGCCACAGCCAGAGUAAAAACAUUGGGAUCUUAGGAAACCUGUUUCAUAUAUCGAUAGAUACUCAACUGUCCGAUACUUGUUGGUUUGGGGUGUUUCUUUUUUUUUUCCUUCUAAGAAGGACAUCUGGAAAUGGUUACUGUUGAAAGGAGACACCACUCAAAGGAAAGUUGUUAACUCUUUCCUAUAACAAAAGAUGUGAUGAAAUGACCACUACAGUUUUAUGCCGUUCAUUUUUUCCAUAUGUUGUCAUUUGUAUAACUGGUAACUUUGGUACCCAUGAUUAGGACUAAAUGUCCUUUUAACUGUCUAUGUGCCCUCCUUAAAAUAUGGAGGGUGUAUUUCUCUGAGCCUGGAUUUCAAAUGCUGCUCGCAGUAUUAUUUUAUUGUUUCUCUUUCAGUGUUGGGACUAACAAUGUUGAAACAUUUUUUUAUUGUGCUAAUGAUAUUUAUGACUCUUGAUGUUCAAGUUUGGAUGUUACAUGUGAAAAUAAGCGUUUUAGUAAGAAAUAAAAAUUGAAAAUAUCAAAA